Molecule: messenger RNA, 1655 nt
Organism: Pimephales promelas (fathead minnow)
Lineage: Eukaryota; Metazoa; Chordata; Actinopteri; Cypriniformes; Leuciscidae
Source: RefSeq, a predicted model, not a curated record
GUGAAAAAAGUACUUAAGUACAGUAACAAAGUAUUUGUACUUCAUUACAUUCCACCACUGCAUACUGGCAUAAACAGAGAUUUCUAUCGGUGUGCAUCAUAUGACUAAACACUUAAUUGUUUUCAAAUACUUCCGGUUUUACACUACAAUGCCAUUUUCAAAUGUAUCCACUUGGGAAAGCAUUUUCAAAAGGUUUUCGCAGGACAAAAACAACAUCUAUGUGUACGGAAGGCUAAAACUUAGAGAAAAAUAUACGUUUUCAAAUGUAUCCGGAUUAGUAUAUUAGUGCCUCAGAGUCUAUUUUUAUGUUUUCUGCCAUGUAGGAUGAUCUGAAGAAAAAAAUGAUGACUUUGAGGGCCAAGCAUAUGGAGACGUUAACUUCUAACGCUGCAGAGAUCAGUGCAGUUGAAAAAAGCAUCUAUGAGAACAGGGUCAUGCUUGAGCAAGUUCAGAUGGAAAACAGUCGUCUGCAUAUGUGCAUUGAACAAAUGAAGGAGGAAAUAUUGGAUGCAGAGAAAGACAAGGAAAAGUAUAUGCAGGAGGCCAAGUGGAUGACGGAGGGAAAGCAGUCCCUCUUUAAGAGUCUAAUAGACACCUGGACCACAGAUAUGCUGCUUACUGAGGAAUCUGCAGAUCAAGACCAGAAGAUUGUGGAAAGCAUAUACAGUCUCAUCGUAAGGAUUCAAGAAAGAAAACGUCGCAUCGGUGACAUCAACAGCAGGCUGGAGAAAGAGUUAGUGGGUAUGAAUUCCAUGUUCGAAAAGCCAAACUAGAAAAGCCAGGAAAUAAACAUUUACAUUAUAUUAAAUAUUGAACAGCAUUCUUAGAAUCUAAACUUUUAGCUGAUUUGAAAUAUAUUAGAAUUGAGUCUUACUAGAAACAUGUAUAUUGAUUAUUAGUAAAAAUUACUUUUCUCUGCAUUAGUUUACAUGAACUAACAAUGAGCAAAAUAGUUUUUACAUUGAUAAUGAUAGUUGACAUAACCUGACAUGUUAUUUUCCAUGACUCUGAAAAACACUUGCUUUAAAUACUGUUAAAAAAAUCACAUCUAUGCAAAAAAACUGUCACAAUAAUUUAUUCAACAAGUCAAACACAGUUGACAAAUGUUCAUUUUCAUUGAUUUGAUAGCCAUGAAUGUAACUCACCACCAACAUGUAAAACAUUACAUAUUCAAUAAAACUGUUUAAAACAUUAAUGUCUCUAAUCAGUUUGUUAUAUUCCACAUACCUGUUGAACUUAUAAAUAUACGUUUAAAAAAUCUUUAGUCAAGUGGUGAGGAUGCGAGUCUGAGAACAUUGAAAACUACAUAGAAUUAUUCCCACAAUACAAUGUGUGUGCAGACUUACAUAUUCAGCAGCCAAACAUUCAUAACAUGCUAAUAUGAUUUGUCAAGAUAUUCCUUUUAUAGUGUUAAGCUAUGAUUUAACCGCACAUGAACAGAAAGCGGAAAUACAUACAAUUAUAUUUGGCACAAGAAAGUUUGUCAUAGGAAAAUGGUUAACAUUACUUCAGGGCACUCAAAUUCACAGACCAGCUGUUUCGUAUAUAUCACACAAAACAUACAUUGUAUAUUACAGCAAAUUGUUGAUUUGUAACUAUACUUGACAAUAGAUACAAAUUUCAAAUAAUAAUGAAAUAUAUACUUAGGUUACAAU